This is a messenger RNA of Fusarium musae, 1338 nucleotides long. RefSeq lists its product as uncharacterized. The transcript is spliced from 3 exons. NCBI's taxonomy places the organism in Eukaryota, Fungi, Ascomycota, Sordariomycetes, Hypocreales, Nectriaceae. Gene Ontology annotation, molecular function: RNA binding. Bases 1 to 1338 code for a protein of 445 amino acids. The record is from RefSeq and is a predicted model, not a curated record.
AUGCCUGCCGAAGCUACAGUCCAAGCGGACGUUGGUCCCGGCGAUGAGACUGGCAUCUACUACAUUACCAUUUGCAACGUACUGUCUCUCACACCCAUCAUGACCUGUGCUACGGUAACAAAGCUGACUACUCUUUCAGUUACCAUUCGCAACUUCGUGGCAGGAAUUGAAAGACUGGACACGUACAGCAUGCGUGGUGGACCAUAUCGAGGUCUUCCAGAGCAGUACCUCUGGAUGGGUCAGACACUUCUCAACGGCGGCGUUUUCAAAGGUCGCUCGAUCAUUGCGUCUGACAGAAACUGUAAGCAUUCUAUCAAGAUCAAGGAGCUUGCUACACCACCGCAAGCCGUCAUUUCACAGACACUGCAGUAUCAAGCCACACCUCCCAGCCCCUAUGUCCUGCCAACUCAGAUGGUUAUGUCUCCGCAGUAUUCUGCUGCACCUGGACAGUCUUUCUCGAGCCCAAGCUACUCCCAGCAGCUACCAGUCACAGUAACCACAAACACUCCUGCAACUUAUGCGGCUGCCAGCCCUGGGAGCUACUACACAUACAAUGAUACCAGCACUCGGUUAUUUGCCCCAAAACUAGGCGCAGUCUCGUACUCUCCACAAUACCAAUAUGAAGGAAGCCAGCUUGCUCUUCCUUAUCGCGGUAUUAGUGAGCAUCCAGGGUACUACCCGAAUUGCAGCUCCCCCAGCGGCGAUUCAUCCUAUAGGUCGGAAUACGUGGUGCCGGAAACACGCAAGCUAUGUGUGUCGCCAUUCCCGCAACAAGCGGAAGCCGAUGAGGUCAAAUCUUGGGUUCAGCGCAAAGUGGACAAUGACAAGAUCGAAUCCAUCGAGAUACCCAAGAACAGCGACAGUAAUUAUCUGAGAGGAUAUAUAUUGGUUGUUUUUGAGAAUGUCGCGGCCGCGAAUAUUGCGACGAAGCAGUUCAACAAAGCACGUUUCCAAGGCAGAAGAAUGAUAGCGCGACCCACUCGGGAGGAUGUAGAGGUGGAAGAGCUUGGGGAGCCCAUCGUUUCGCAUGAAUCGUCAAACUGGGCCGACUCUGAGAGAAGCGAGGCGAAUGUACCAACUGCUCCAUCCCGCAGGAGAGAUGAUGGCCGAAGACGGAACGAGAAGUCCCAAAGGUCAAAGAACAAGGGGCCCAAGCCAACGGGAUCUGAUAAAAUGAAGGCACUGGAAAAGAAGUCGUCUUCAAGCAAGAAAUUUUCGGGGUCGCAAGUGGACAAGAAGUUGCCAUCGAAAAAGGCAUCCUCCGAAAAGGAGACCAGCGUCAAGGAUGAAAAGCCGGUCAUCGUUGAUGGAACCUCCUAUCAUCAUGACAAGCAUUGA